This is a messenger RNA of Carlito syrichta (Philippine tarsier), 1506 nucleotides long. RefSeq names its product single stranded DNA binding protein 2 (gene SSBP2). The record is from RefSeq and is a predicted model, not a curated record. The transcript is spliced from 15 exons. The coding region runs from base 79 to 939 and encodes 286 amino acids. Gene Ontology annotation, cellular component: nucleus. Lineage: Eukaryota; Metazoa; Chordata; Mammalia; Primates; Tarsiidae. Gene Ontology annotation, biological process: positive regulation of transcription by RNA polymerase II.
GUUAGCGCUCUACGUGUAUGAAUAUCUGCUCCAUGUAGGAGCUCAGAAAUCAGCCCAGACGUUUUUAUCAGAGAUAAGAUGGGAAAAAAACAUCACAUUGGGGGAACCACCAGGAUUCUUACAUUCUUGGUGGUGAGUGCUGCAGCAGCUCCCAGCCCAGUGCUAGGAAACAUUCCCCCAGGAGAUGGCAUGCCAGUAGGUCCUGUGCCACCAGGGUUCUUUCAGCCUUUUAUGUCACCUCGGUACCCUGGAGGUCCAAGGCCCCCCUUGAGGAUACCCAAUCAGGCACUUGGCGGUGUCCCAGGAAGUCAGCCAUUACUCCCCAGUGGAAUGGACCCAACUCGACAACAAGGACAUCCAAAUAUGGGUGGGCCGAUGCAGAGAAUGACUCCUCCUCGAGGAAUGGUGCCCUUAGGACCACAGAACUAUGGAGGUGCAAUGCGACCCCCCCUGAACGCUCUAGGUGGCCCUGGGAUGCCCGGAAUGAACAUGGGUCCAGGUGGUGGUAGACCUUGGCCAAACCCAACAAAUGCCAAUUCAAUACCAUACUCCUCAGCCUCUCCUGGGAAUUAUGUAGGUCCUCCAGGAGGGGGUGGCCCACCAGGGACACCCAUCAUGCCAAGCCCAGCAGAUUCAACCAACUCUGGAGAUAACAUGUAUACAUUAAUGAACGCAGUACCUCCUGGACCCAACAGACCUAAUUUUCCAAUGGGCCCUGGGUCAGAUGGCCCCAUGGGUGGCCUGGCAGGCAUGGAGUCCCAUCACAUGAACGGCUCUCUAGGCUCGGGGGACAUGGACAGUAUUUCCAAGAACUCUCCCAACAACAUGAGCCUGAGUAACCAGCCAGGCACCCCGAGGGACGAUGGUGAGAUGGGGGGCAACUUCCUAAACCCUUUUCAGAGUGAGAGUUAUUCCCCCAGCAUGACCAUGAGUGUGUGACCGCUCCGCCAUCUGCGAGAGCUGCCGCGAGCCAGCCCUUCCCAGAACCACGGGCAACCAUGACCAUCACCGUGCCAGUUUCGAGGACUCUGUCACACCAACCAACCCUGUCUGUCCUGCUCUCCCCUGUUGUGUGAAGAAAGCGGGUCCAGCCGCGACUCGAACACCUGUGUGGAGCGGCGCAUUAGACCUGCUCGGCAGACUGCAGACCGUUGUGUGUGUGUGUGUGUAUGUGUGGGGAAGAGGCUGUGCCAUUGUGUGUCUGUCACGCAGACACAGGCAUAAGCGUGCACUGACCCACGGACAUUGUAAGAUAUCCUCACACGACAUCUUAAGUAGAACAAGUAGGGCCUUUUACUCCAUCCUUUUUUUCACGUUUACAUUUUAAUUAUUAAAAGUUGCUCCUGCCCCUCCCUGAACUAUUUUGUGCUGUGUAUAUCACUGCUUUAUAUAAGUUAUUUUUUAAGGUGAACUCAGAUGUUAUGGUUUUGUAAAUGUCUGCAAUCAUGGAUAGGAAUAAAAUCGCUUAUUUGAGAGCUUUCAUUAAACUGCGUGUGAUGCAAGUUA